AGGGAUCCUCACAUGUUCCGUAGUCACCACCCCGAACAACAAAAUUAAAAUAGCAUUGUUUAUAGCGUGAAUUGAAUAUUAAAUAUUAAAAGUGCAAAGUCCCAAGUCUAAAAACUCUUUUAGCUACAGCUUUCGUGUGUCUGUGACCCUCGCCUUGCUGGUCAAACCUCCUUCUUCCGGAGAGGAAAUGCUUUGACUCAUCACUGGCGGCUGUGGGAGCCUCGCUAAUGCUGGUGUUUCACUGAAGUAUUCAGCCUGAAAAACAACACUGACAGGAGUAACUGACGGGAGAAACCUGUACACGUUAUAUUGCGCAAUACGUGUUGUGUAUUUUGUUUCAGUUCUUCCAGGGCCUUCCUUUGCCCGAUGAACUGCAAUGAGCCUGGAACGACACAAGCGGAAAGAAGAUAUACAGAGGGCGCUGGCCUUCAUUCAGUCCUCGCUGCCUUACCCCGACCCGGAGGGAUACGAGGGCUUUCUGAUGCAGCUGGUGUGCAAUCUACUGGAUGAGGGCAACGCGGCAUUUCGAGAGGGCGACUGGAUACUUGCCCGGGGGCAUUUCAGCGAGGGCAUCAGCGUGGCACGGUACGGACAGGACGAAGACGUGGCGGUGCCCCCAGCGCUGCUGGAGAGUCUGUAUGUGAACCGGGCCGCAGCCCAACACUACAUGAGGGAGUUUGAAUCGGCGGUGAGAGACUGUGACAGCGCGUUGGGUGUGCGUAAGGACAGCGGCAGGGCAUUGUACAGGAAGGCUCUGUGUCUGAAGGAGCUUGGCCAACUGAAAGAGGCGUAUGAGUGUAUCACUGCCUGCCUGAUUGUCUCGCCUCAGGAUGAAAAAGUGAGUGAAAUGGCACAGGAGCUGGCCAGCAAACUAGAGCUGAAGACCCGCAAAGCUUACAUUGGCCUGCAGGAUAGACAGACAGCAGAUGCAGCCAGUGAAGACGGUCUGCCUUCUUUGGAGCAGAUCUCCAAUGGGCUGGAUAGCUUGUGUGACGUAGCAGUUGCCUUGCCUGACUGCGUAUCUCCUGUCCUGCCCGCCCCUGUCCCUGUGAGCGAUGCUUGUGAGGACCACAGGGUGUCCGGGGCGGUGCCUGAGAGCGCUGCAUCAGGCCCCCAGGAUGUGUCCCUGUCGGUGCCUGUCUCGGAGCCACUGGUGGAUUGCGAGCUGGUGGGGGAGGAGCUGGAUAGUCUUCUGGACUGCGUGUCAAAACAGGAGGAGCUUCUGCAGACACCCUCUAAGGGCAGUGUGGUCCCCACUCAUGUUCCUGCCGCUGGAGUGAUCGGUCUUGGCCCGUCAUUCCCGCCGCUCCUCCCUGCACCCUCCCCCCGCCUCCCUCCUGCGUUUUUCCCGUCGGCGGUGAGCCAGCUGAACACACUCGACUCCUUCACAGGACCAGAUCUGGACCCCUCUCUCUCCGGCAGGCCACUGGACGUGCUCGACUCCUUUGUCCCUUCAGAGGCCUUGCUGGAGGGUGGGACACCUCAGCAGCCCCCUCUAGUGGUAGGGGAGGGGCUGGACUCACUCUCAGAGUUCACCUUACCUGGUGGUAAAAUCUCCAAUAGUUUUCUUCCUGCAGUGAAGAUAAGAAACUACUCUGACUGCUUGAACUCUGCUAAUGGUCAAGUAGCAUCUGCCUUAUUCCAGCUGUCCAGGAAUCCUCUUGAACACACGCAUGACUUUACUCAAGCUUGUACUACUUGCUUUACACGCAUAGGUCCUGGAGUGCUGGACUGUGAGUACAGAGCUGAACUGGCUCAUAGCUGUAAGAAAGACAUUCUGCUGUGUAGGCGCAAAGGCGGAGAUAGUCCGCCCUGGAGGAGGGUUCGGCCCCGCCCAACUCGAAGUAACUUCCUUGGUGCCUAUGUAUUAUGCAAAGAGGUUUUAGAACGGCAGGACUGUAAAUAUGGUGAAGCCUGCACAUUUGCUUACUGUCAGGAAGAAAUUGAUGUCUGGACACAGGAGAGGCGGGGCUUAUUGACCAGAGAGCUGCUUUUCAACCCUCUCUCCACCAAUCAGAGACAGGCACUUAGUGUUAUCAAACUACUGAACAUGCACAAUGGCAUGUUCAUGUUCCUCUGUGAGAUGUGCUUUGACACCAAGCCUCGGAUCAUCAGUAAGCGUUGUAAGGAGAAUCCCUCCUUAUGCUCCAACAUGGUCACACAACAUCCAUUCGAAAGAAACAAGUGUCUGGUUCAUAUGGUGAAGAGCAGCAGUAUUUACUGCAGUAAGAUCCGUCCUCUGCGGCCGCUCUGUCUGUUCGAUGUGUGUCGACACGAGCUGCGAUAUGGCUGUCAGCGGGAGAGCAGUUGCUCCUUUGCUCACUCUCUCAUUGAGCUCCAGUGCUGGAUACUGGAAAAGGACCAUGGUAUCAGUCAUGAGGAGAUUGUGCAAGAGUCUAAGAAGCACUGGCACAAGCAGAGACCAGGUAACAUGCCCAUGUCCCAAACCAAUGGCACUGCAGCCAAAGGGGAGGGGUCGGGCAAAGGGGCGGAGCCAAACAGGAAGGCGGUACCUGUCCAAACAUCCGGAAGCGCUACAGCUGGAGCUGCGAGUGUGUCGGGCCAAGCCAUACACCUCCUGAUGAAGUUUGUUUGCGGCCAGUGCUGGAGGGAUGGGCUUGUGAGCGAAGCAGACAAGGCUCUGAAAUACUGCAGCGCCAAAGCUCGACACAGCUGGACUAAAGAUCGCAGGGUCCUUUUGGUGAGGUCUCCUGAGAGGGAGAAGUGGGUGGCAGUGCGACCUUUGCCCUUUGCCAAGACGUACCCGCAGCAGUAUGACAUCUGUGUGCACGUGCUCAAGCAGAAGAAAUGUCACUACAUCGGGAACUGCACCUUCGCCCACAACCCUGAGGAGAAGGAACUGUGGACCUACAUGAAGAACACGGGCUUGCGGGACUUGCAACAUGUCUAUGAUGUGUGGGUGACCACGGCUAAUCACAACAAGAGACUGGAUGGCAGUCCACUGCCCCAGCCAGUAGAGGAGAAGCAGAUUGCCAUGCCAACCGACUUUGCUGAACCUAUGGACGGCUUCCACUGCCGCCUGUGCGGGAAGCACAGUAACAGUGAGCGCCAGUGGCAGCAGCACAUCUCGUCUGAGCGCCACAAGGACCGCGUGCUGAGCGGGGCGGGCGAGGACGAGAGCCUGACGUGGACGCAGCGCUUCCCCGGACGCUGCUUCGCCCUCUGCCCCAGGUUGCCGGACAGCUGCACUGAGGGCCUGAGCUGUGACUUCGCCCACAGUGAGGUGGAGCUUCAGGAGUGGCGCGAGAGGCGGGACUUCCUGCGGAGGCGGCUGGACAAAGCUCGUGCUGACAUGCUAAUUGCGUCCACUGACUAUGACUUUGGGAAAUACAACUUCCUCCUGCACGACUGAGCACAUGGCCCUGUAUAUACACACAAACACACACACGUUGUUGUUGUUGUUGUUGUUGUUUUGACUCUCAAAUUGGCCCAGUUCUUGCUUUAAAUUGCCACGCAUGUAUUGCCAUACUCAGUUAUUCUUAUUUCCUAAUAGACAGAUGAUGUUUGUUUGUAUAAUAGAGAAAGACACACAAACACACUCUUUGCACACAUUUCCCCUGAGCUUCGCUAUGGCCCAUUCCUAGUGACGUUGCCUUGCUAGCAUCACCGGCUGCAGUGUGUGUGUGUGGGCGUCCUGCCCAGGCUCCUGCAGGCGUGUAGCUUUUCGGAGGAGUGUCCCACCUUCGCGUCCUCCCGCUCAGAACGCAGCUGCUGGUGACCUCAAAAGGCCACUCGUCCAUAACCCCAUUUGAGGCUGAAUGACCAGGGACAGCGGUCGCCUAUACACUGCUAAGCAUAUGCUAAGCUCAUGCCAUUGCACUACUUAGUUGUUAGUAACAAGCGUUCAGUCACCUUUGUACCCACGUGCUGACUCAUCAUAAAACAUAAUUCGGCAUAAAUGGAGGCCAGGUGAACCUCACCCUGUUUUUUUUUUGUUUUUUUUUCUUAUAAAAAGAGACCAAAUUUCAUUUGUGAAGGAGGCACACUGAAAACCAGCAAGUGUUGGUGCAUUAUAGUCACUUUAACCGCCUUAAACGUUUGAGUACUGCCCUUUACCCAGAAUGCACUGCCUGCAACAGAGUUGUUUACAGCAAGCGUUGGAUAUGGCCAAGGCCAGACCUGAAACAUACUGCGUCACUUUCAGGUGUCGCUGAACCGAGGAGGUGUUUUAAGAUGUCUUAAUACAGCAAGCUGUCAUGCUUAAAUUAGAAUUUUAUUUGUUUUUUAUUUUUUAAGUUAGCUGGUUUAGUGUGCCAACACAGUAUGUGUCAUUGUCUCAUACUCAGUUAGCUUGUGGUCCUUAGCUAAAAAAAAAAUGGGUUUAGUCCUGUUUAAAAAAAUGUAAAUAGUUAGAUUGAGAGUUUAAUAGAAAAGAUGACAUUUGACUAUGUCUAAAUGAAAAUGAACAAAGAAAAAAACAUGACUAGUGACAUCAUUGAGAGCAACCUGUCUGAACAGAGUAUAAAAUUGAUGUAGGAUUAAGAGGAUCAAAGAGCAGUUCUGUGCUAACAGUUAUUUUGUUACUCUAAGACUAAGGUUAAUCUGUAGUCAGGAAACCAUCUCUUAAUGUCUAGUGCUUGAAAGUGUUGGAUAAGUUUGCUCUUGGAUUAGUUUGUCUUGUAUUUGAAUUUGAAGUCUGAUUUUGAAGAUAAAACUGGAAAAGAAAAAUGUUCUGUUUUCCAAGGAGUAGAUUCCUUGGACUGUAAACCCAAGACAUUGUUUAGCCUUAGUCGGUUGUUUGAGACAAACCCAGUUGUUAAAGGUCAUCUUGUAGACAGACAGGAGAGCAUCAACAGCUGUGUGAUUCCUGGUGCACCCAAAUAAACGGGAUUUGGUUUUGGGGAUUUUUGGGUUGUCUUUGAUCUCUAAUUUCUAGUUCUAAUCCAAAUGCAUUGAGACUGGACAUAUACCCUUGGAAAAGCUUGAAUUUUACUUCCAAUUUUAAAUAAACUAUGCUUGCUGAUUUAUGCUAUAGGAUAUGCAGUGCCCCCUUAUCUCUUAACAGCCCAGAAAAUUUAGUUUGUCCCUUCAAAGCCUUUGCAAUGAAAACUGUAAUUAAUUUUAAUGGGACAUGGCGCAAGGGACAGAAAUCUCCCAAACCAAAACGGGCCCAAAACUGCAUAGCAAUUCAUUCAGGCUUCCCAGCAAUAAACACCCAGUGUGCCUUCUGGGAUGAUUGGUGUGGCUCUAGCCUAUUUCCUGUGCUGGAGCCAAGGACCAGGAGUGCUGUGUUUCUGCUCCUGCUGGAUCUGUACCAAUCCAGAUCAGCUUGAGUACCUGGGAGGAGUCUAGUAAACAUUACGUGCUUCCGAAACACGCUCGCGUUCCGUGGCUUUAUUUUUUAAGGCGCUAGACCUGAAAAUGUGAGAAGUCGCCAUUUCCCUGUUGCUUGGUGUCCUGUGAACUUGAAACUAAUAUUGGACUUCUGAGUGGAAGUCUGUUUGAGAUCUGCAAGAAUGGAGAGCUCAGCACUCAGCUGAACUCCGUCCAACCGUGACUGACCCAGAGGAACAUCAUCUCUUGGGUCCUAACAGGCUUGUUAUUUAGGCUACAGAGACUCCAGGGAGGGCCCGCAUGUAGAGCGAGCUCUGGUUAAUACUGCCUUUUGAGAUGCAUUCUUUUUUGUGCUGUGCGUAACUGUUAUGCCACUAGGUGGAUGGAUUGGCAGGUUGAGAGGAACGGAGGCAUCUCUGGCUACAAGUGUGCGCAACUGACAGGGAACAGUUGAGUUAAAACACACACUGGACGUCCAAUGCUGUGUUAUGUUCUUGUCCAUGCUUAUGCAAUUUUUAAUACUACGCCUUUAUUUUGUCACUUUAAUUAAAAGAAAGGUAAAGAAAUCAGUUAAAAUGUACCAUUACCGUCUAUAAAUAGAUGAUUGUAUUUUCGUUGUCGAUCAUAUUUUAAUUAUGUUGAUUUCCAUUGUAAAGGUUUUUGACAUCUUGGAAGUGUUUUGGACAACGUUAAACCCACUACCAUACUGACCUCUACCACACAGCUUCUGUCUACAAUGUGCUAAUGUUUAGACGAAGAACAUUUCCUGGUUAUGACUUGAGUGUGGCAGUGUAAAGGGUGGAAAGUUUAUUUUGUAUUUUUAGUUUUGCCCUCUGCAGUGUAAAUCUGUUUUAUAUACAAACAGCCAUGAACAAUGGACCAAAUAUUGCCAAUAAAUAUUUUUCUAAAAGUA
Messenger RNA from Electrophorus electricus (electric eel), 6208 nucleotides. It is a transcript of the gene zc3h7ba, whose product is annotated as zinc finger CCCH-type containing 7Ba. NCBI's taxonomy places the organism in Eukaryota, Metazoa, Chordata, Actinopteri, Gymnotiformes, Gymnotidae. Gene Ontology annotation, biological process: miRNA processing. The record is from RefSeq and is a predicted model, not a curated record. Gene Ontology annotation, molecular function: protein binding; metal ion binding; miRNA binding.